Molecule: messenger RNA, 982 nt
Organism: Triticum urartu
Lineage: Eukaryota; Viridiplantae; Streptophyta; Magnoliopsida; Poales; Poaceae
Source: RefSeq, a predicted model, not a curated record
GUAGGUGCAAAGUUUUUGAAAGAAAAGGGUUUCAAGCAUGUUUCAUUUUUAGCUGGUGAUGGUGCUCUCGAGUCAUAUCCUGCUAUGGGUAUGGCUGACGCUAUUGUGGAUCUUGUGAGUAGUGGAACGACUUUGCGUGAGAAUAAUUUGAAGGAAAUUGAAGGUGGAGUAAUUUUGGAAAGCCAGGCAACGCUUGUAGCAAGUAAGAAAUCUCUGAACAGACGUGAAGGUGUGUUAGAGAUUUCACAUGAGAUGCUUGAAAGAUUAGAGGCUCACCUCACAGCAUCUGGCAAGAUAAUGGUAACGGCAAAUAUGAGGGGCAAUAGUGCAGAAGAAGUGGCAGAGAGAGUUCUCAGCCAAACAUCAUUAUGUGGAUUACAGGGCCCAACUAUAAGUCCAGUGUAUUGCACACAGGAUGGCAAUGUUGCGGUGGACUACUAUGCUAUUAAUGUGGUAGUUCCCCAAAAAUCCCUCUACAAGUCUAUUCAACAGCUGAGAUCUAUUGGUGGCAGCGGAGUCUUGGUGUCGAAACUGACCUACAUAUUUGACGAGGAGACUCCUAGGUGGCGCAAACUUUUGUCAGAGCUGGGAAUGUGAGACUUGCUGCAAGGUCGGCCAUGCUCUCCUCUAGAAUGGACCGUCUCAGUGAGCAUCUGAAUUUAUGCUCGCUGCAGUGUGUACAUCAUACACAGAAGCGACCCGAGUUUGAAAAAAAAAACCGUAUGCAAAGUGAACUCCCAUGUGGAUUGCCUGAGGAAAUUUCGAUAUCUAGUGCCGGAUAUUGUGCUCAGCUAACGUAUUCCCUGGACAGGCAGUGGUUGGUUUAUCCCUUUUAUGUGCCACCAGUUGAUAGAGUUGGGGGUCCGGGAUGUCGGGUGUAUGUUGUUUGUGUGUGCCGGAUCUUGUACCUUUUGUUGGUGCGGCCCUGAAUAAUUUGGGCUACCUGAUAUGAUAAUAAUGAAUCCCAUUGUGGUUUGGUCUC